UUUGUGAUGGAAGAACAAGGUAAUGAUCCAAUUAGAGAUAUGGUUAUGGAUGCAAAUCUACAUGGUAUAGAAUAUAAUAUGAAUGAACAAGCCAGUGCGGAGCCAAUCUUUGAGGAGGCAAUGGGUGAUGCAAAGGAAUUUUUUGAUCUUUUACAAGCUACUAACACGCCACUUUAUGAUGGAUGUGAUGAUGGUGAUACAGUACUAAAAUGGAUGUCUCAUUUUAUAAAUGCAAAGACACUUUACAAUAUGAGUGUCGCUAAUUGGGAUUAUAUGUUAAAGUGUACUAGGAGAUGGAUGAAGCCAGAGGAUCGGGAUAGAAUUCCAAAAGAUUUUUACAGUGCUAAAAAGAUGAUGAGGCAUUUCAGUCUGGGUUAUAAGAAGUAUGAUGUGUGUGUGAAUAAUUGCUUCUUGUAUUAUGGUGAAUUUGAAAACAAAAACUACAUCGCAUGUCCAAUAUGUGGUGAACCUCGGUAUAAACAGGGACAUGUGCAACAAAAUCAACAUAUACCAAGGAAGUCAUUGUGGUAUCUCCCGAUUACAUCUAGACUCAAAAGGUUGUACAUGUGUAGAAAAACUGCUGAACACAUGAUAUGGCACUUGAAUUGUCGUGGUGUAUCUGAAAAGAUUGUGCAUCCUGCCGGUGCUGAAGCAUGGAAACACUUUGAUCACAUCUACCCCGACUUUGCAUCAGAUCCAAGGAAUGUAAGGCUUGGAUUGUGCACAGAUGGGUUCACUCCAUUUGGACAUACAUCAGCCCCGUAUUCAUGUUGGCCUGUAUUUUUGACUGUCUACAACUUACCUCCAUCAAUGUGUAUGAAACCAGAGUCCAUCUUUCUUUCUCUGAUAAUACAAGGUCCUCAAAGUCCUGUAAAAAACAUUGAUGUUAUGCUACGGCCACUGAUUGAUGAAUUAAAGGAACUUUGGUAUAACGGGGUGAAGACAUAUGAUAGUUUUAGGCAUGAACAUUUUAUUAUGAGAGCAGCACUUAUGUGGACGAUUACUGACUUCCCUGGAUAUGGUAUGUUAUCUGGAUGGAGCACACAUGGUAGAUUAUCAUGUCCGUAUUGUCAAGAUAAUUCUAAGGCAUUCCACCUUCCAAAUGGUCGAAAGAUAUCAUUUUUUGAUUGUCACCGACAGUUUUUAGCUCCCGAUCAUCCAUUCAGGAGAAAUAGGAAUGAUUUUAAAAAAGGUCAUGUAGAGAAUCGUGCUCCACCAGAGAGAUUGUCGGGUGAUGAUAUGCAUCAACAAAUUCAACAAUUGCCCGACAUACUAUUUGGGAAACCAUCACAAAGGCAAGUGAUCGAAGGAUUUGGUCAUUGGCAUAACUGGGUUAAAAGGAGUAUCUUUUGGGAGCUUCCGUAUUGGAGCACAAAUUUAAUCCGUCAUAACCUUGAUGUCAUGCACUGUGAGAAAAUUUUUUUUGAUAAUAUCUUUCAUACCGUCAUGGAUGACCCAUUGACGAAAGACAACUUGAAGGCAAGGAUGGAUAUGGAAUUGUAUUGUAAUAGGCCAAGUCUUUGUAUACCAGAAACAGGCUCUAAUGCGGGUAAAAAACCGAAUGCCACUUAUGUCUUGAACAGGGAGCAAAGAAAAUCUGUGUGUCAAUGGCUACAGAAUCUUAGAUUUCCUGAUGGUUUUGCAUCCAACAUCUCUCGGUGUGUGAACAUGCAAGAGGCGAAAGUUAGUGGGAUGAAGAGUCAUGAUUGUCACAUAUUCAUGCAAAGUCUCCUUCCAAUUGCAUUCCAUAUGGAGAUUUGGCAAGGCAAGAUUGUAGAAACAAUAUGCCAACUUGAAAGAAUCUUUCCUCCUUCCUUUUUUGAUUCGAUGGAGCAUCUAGCAAUACACCUUCCAUAUGAAGCCAAGGAAGUGAUUGAGCUUCAAUAUGUUGGCUCCAGACAUCGACAGACGGUUGUUCUAUUUAAAUGUGACUGGUACGAAAUUCCUCCUGCACGAGGAAUUGUAGUUGACCGAAAACAUCGUCUUGUUGAUAUUAAUCCAAAUCGGAAACUGAGAACUUAUGAGCCUUUCAUCUUGGCUAGUCAAGCUAAACAAGUGUAUUACACUCCAUAUCCAUCACAUAAUUCUAAUAGGAAGGGAUGGCUUGCUGCAUUGAAAUGUAGGGCAAGAAGCAUUAUUGAGAUGCCAACUGAGCAAGAAGACCAACACGAUGAGUCAGAACCCAUUUUUCAAGAUGAUGACCCUCUACCUCCCCAGCCGACUGAAACCGAUUUGAUAUUGUAUCAACCUAUUCAGCAUACUGAUGGGACUGCAUCUACCAUUAAUGUUGAGUUUGAGUCUAUGAAUGAUGAUAGAGAAUAUGAGGAAGAGGAUGAGGAGGAAGAGGACGAAUUUGAAGAUUAUUCUACAUCUGAGGAAGAUAAUAUUGAAUAUAUAUCUGAGAGUGAUAGUAGUGAUUAAUUAAUUAGUAAUACAUAGAUACUUUUUAU
This is a messenger RNA of Rubroshorea leprosula, 2450 nucleotides long. NCBI's taxonomy places the organism in Eukaryota, Viridiplantae, Streptophyta, Magnoliopsida, Malvales, Dipterocarpaceae. The record is from the annotation of a GenBank genome assembly.